UAAAAGAGGACGGGACUGUCAAGACUCCACACAUAUGAGAGUGUUUCUUGUAAAGUGGAAAUCACAACCGGUGGGCUCGGACUUGUCAGAUGCCUCUUGGAUUACGGCUAGGAUAUUCACUGUCUGCGUUGCCUUCACGUACCGUCAUUUUGGGACUAAACAGUGUCGGAUAUUUUAAAGCCGCUGCUGUUGCUGUUAAAGCAAAACGGAUGUCAGUGUGGUGGUCAGAGAUGGGAGAGGGUUUGGGGCUUGUAGGAUGGUAGCCGACAGCACAGUGGAAGGCCAUGACAAGAGGCGCUUGUCAAGCUCAUCCUCAUCAGCAUCAUCCUCCUCAUCCUCCUCAUCCUCAUCAGCAUCAUCCUCCUCAUCCUCAUCAUCUUCAUCAUCCUCCUCAUCAUCAUCGCUGUCGCUGCCCAGGCACGAGGUCGCGGUCAUCCCCCGCGCCAUACAGUUGGAUCGCCUUCAGCAUCGAGCGGUCCCAGAUCCCACCCAGAGGUCUGUCCCUGUUCCCUGCGUGUACCUGACCCAUUUCCCCAUCUUCUCCUGCAAGGAGGACUGUGACAUCAUUACAGAUACAGCGUCCAAGCUCGAGCGCAGCGGUUUCUACUGGGGUCCUCUGGGAGUUGAGGACGCCCACCGUAUGCUGCGGGAGUCUCCUCUGGGCAGCUUCCUCAUCCGCGACAGCCGCCAGAAAGACAUCUUCUUCACUCUGUCCUACAACUCCAGGAGCGGACCGGUCAGCGUUCGCAUCGACUACAAGCAGCAGAAGUUCUCACUGGUUGGAAACGAACGCUCCUUCCCAACACUCUUCGCCCUUUUGGAACAUUACAUCACCUCCCCCAAGAAGAGCCUAAGCGUACCGUAUAGGAAAUGGAAGCCGACGCUGCAGGACUUGUGCCGAAAACGCAUAAUGGAGCUGUGUGGGGGAGAAAGUCAGAUUUCCAACCUCCCCAUCAAUGCUGUUGUCAAAAACUUCCUGCUGGAAUUCCCUUACAAGUUAUGAGCUUGGCAUGUUUUGUUUUGCCGUUGCUUUUAGCAAUUCCAGGAAACCAGUUUUUACCGAGUAAUGGUAACUGGAAGUGGCUACCGAGGCCUUCCUGUAACAAGUUGGAGGUGAGGACUGCAUCGUCAUGGUUACAGAAAGACUGGCU
This is a messenger RNA of Sphaeramia orbicularis (orbiculate cardinalfish), 1151 nucleotides long. It is a transcript of the gene socs1a, whose product is annotated as suppressor of cytokine signaling 1a. NCBI's taxonomy places the organism in Eukaryota, Metazoa, Chordata, Actinopteri, Kurtiformes, Apogonidae. The transcript has 2 exons. Gene Ontology annotation, molecular function: 1-phosphatidylinositol-3-kinase regulator activity. The coding region runs from base 257 to 1003 and encodes 248 amino acids. The record is from RefSeq and is a predicted model, not a curated record. Gene Ontology annotation, biological process: intracellular signal transduction; phosphatidylinositol phosphate biosynthetic process. Gene Ontology annotation, cellular component: phosphatidylinositol 3-kinase complex.